CAAAUACGUAUUUUACGGACCAUAAGGCGCAUUGGAUUAUAUGUUGCGCUGUCAAUGAUAGCUUUGAUAGGGUUUUUAUUCAUACAUAAGGCGCACGCAUACAUGAGGCAAUAAAAAGCAUCGAUAUUGUAAGAAGUUGAAUACGGCGGUUGGUUUAUGAGACAAUAGUACCGGUACUGGGGUAAGGCAAUAUAGAAUAAGGCACUACCUUAUCCAUAUAUUCGGCGCACUGGCUAAUAGGCGCACUGUCGAUUUUUGAGACUGUUAGUUUCAUAAUCCGGACAAUUUAGUAUUAAGCAACAUGUUAAAAAAAAAUUUAGUUUAGAGAAAUCAAAAUUGACGUUAAUAUUAUAAAAUAGAUGAUGUAUGGCUAGUUUCCAGCAAAGUGACAGCAGACGCUCGUAGAUGUGCACAUUGAAAGCCGGAUUAACAUUUAUCAACAUAGACGUUUGAACAAAAAUCAAUCGGGCACACGUUUGGUUGGACUAUGAGCUUGUCUGAUCUGGUGUAUUGGCUUGAUUUUGUGAUAAGAUUCCUCGAGAAGGCAAACUAAUAAUCAUUAGAAAAAUUGAAGUUAAUCAAGGCUAAAAGAAUCUUCUGAUCUCAGCGACCACAGGGUUAGAACGAACAUUCAAGGGUACUUUUCACAAGUUAUUCGCUUGAUUCGUAGUAGAACUGUAAAUUAGCUUCAUUAUGUCGUUCAGUAGUCAAUUACCAGAUGUGCAACUUUCAGAAAAUUCGUUAUCAGAAUUUAUUUUUCACCGAAUAAAAGAUCUCGGAGAUAAAAUUGCGUUGGUUGACAUUUCAGUCGAUGGAAAGUCGCUAACAUUCAAGCAAGUCUAUGACCAAUCAAGGAACUGUGCUGGGUAUUUACACAAAGCAGGACUUGGCAAAGGAGAUGUGGUUGGCCUUUGUUCUCCCUCUUCACUCGAAUUCCCAGUUGCAAUGUUAGGUGUUCUCGCCUGUGGCGGUGUUGUCACUCCUUGUAACCCUGCAUAUAGCGUGGGAGAAAUAUUACAACAAUUUCAAAUUUCAAAACCCAAGAUGGUGUUUGUACACGAAGACUGCUUGAAUACAAUGAAGGAAGUCAAGAGAAAAAUUGAUUCUUUGGAGAAAAUGUUUAUUAUUGGAGAAAGCAGCGAAUUCAUUACAAUGAGCGAGAUGAUUGGUGACGAAUAUAGUGAAGACUUCCCAAAGCACAUUGCUAUCAACGCUGACGAAGAUGUAGCUAUAUUGCCGUAUUCUAGCGGAACUACAGGACUACCAAAAAGUGUUAUGCUAAGUCACAAGAAUUUGACAUCUUCCUUUUUGAUUUUUCGUGACUUUGUACCACAUGAAACUACAGAUAUUUUGUACACGGACCGUCCAAUGUAUCAUUCAGGUGGAUACAUGGGGUUAAUUGUCUCACUAUCAAGUGGACAAAAGUUGGUUUUUGAAAAAGAGUGUGAUACGAAGACCAUGCUACGUGCGAUUGAAAAAUAUAAGAUCACUUACAUUAUGACGGUACCACCAAUAUUAAUCGAACUAGUUAACGAUGACAACACCGCAAAUUACGAUGUUUCCAGUCUUAAACAAGUAGCAUGUGGAGGGGCAGUUCUUGCUCCGGACAUAUCAAGAAAAAUAGCACAAAAGUUUGAUGUUGACAUGAGACCAGAGUACGGAUUGACAGAAUUUUAUUUCAUUGCCUAUCAUUUUGGAGAUGAAAGUUUAUUUGACGGCGUGGGAAAAAUUGUCCCAAAUACAAAAGUCAAGAUAAUUGAUCAGCUAACGGGAAAGGAACUUUCUGAAAAUAAGACUGGAGAAAUUCUCGCACAAGGGCCUCAGGUCAUGAAAGGAUACAUGGGAAACCCAGAUGCAACAGCACGAACUAUUACAAAAGACGGAUGGAUGCACACAGGUGAUAUCGGAUAUAUUGAUAAUGAUGGGAUAUUGUAUAUAAUUGAUCGCCUGAAAGAAGUCAUCAAGUACAAAAGCAUUCAGGUGUCACCUGCAGAGCUAGAGAGUGUUAUAUUAAAACAUCCCAAAGUCAUGGAUGUAGGAGUUAUUGGAAUUCCUGAUACUUAUGCAGGUGAACUUCCAAAAGCAUUUGUCGUUAAGAAGGUUGAUAAUUUAACAAAAGACGACGUGGAUUCAUUUGUGAAAGGCGAACUGGUUGAUUACAAACAACUGAGAGGUGGAAUUGAGUUUGUUCAGAAGAUUCCAAAAUCAGCCACGGGGAAGAUUCAACGUAACAAAUUGAAAAAGAUGGCCGGAAUUAUAUAAAAUAAACGUGUAAUUGUUGAAGUUUUUAGAUAAUUUUUAUUCAAGAAAAUACGAUGAUAAAAAUAUAAUCUGUUCAUAGUUUCCAGACUGAUUUAAGCUCAUGUUUAUGGCAUUUGAAUUCGAUUGAUUUUGAAAACGGAGAUUCGUUGCGAACACUUGGCCUCAAAUGAUGAUAAUAUGUUUUCGAUAUUUUCAUCAAAUGACGUUGCAAUAAAUACAUAUAAAAAAGUGAA
Messenger RNA from Styela clava, 2495 nucleotides. Lineage: Eukaryota; Metazoa; Chordata; Ascidiacea; Stolidobranchia; Styelidae. The record is from RefSeq and is a predicted model, not a curated record.